Messenger RNA from Cadophora gregata, 1891 nucleotides. RefSeq lists its product as uncharacterized. The transcript has 2 exons. The coding region runs from base 573 to 1640 and encodes 355 amino acids. The record is from RefSeq and is a predicted model, not a curated record. NCBI's taxonomy places the organism in Eukaryota, Fungi, Ascomycota, Leotiomycetes, Helotiales, Ploettnerulaceae.
ACGCAAAUGCUCCGGCCUAAUUACACUGAUGUAGUUAUGCAAUUACCUCCUCCCUCAAGAAAGAGAUCACUUUCCUUCUAGUGCUUUCGGAUCUUCUACAGUAAAAGUAUGCUACACUUAUCGCUGAAGUCACGGGUGUAGUAGGCUUCUUUUACUUCCAGGUGUCACAUGAUAGGCCAUAUUUCGGUCAUUAUGACUAUCAAAAUUCUCUAGAAUAGCUUCAUAAUAGCUUACCACAUCCGUCUCCGUCCUAAAACAUCAUCUAGUCCUGAAGCUAGAGCAUCAACGCAAGAAAUCUAGCGCUUCCGCACAAUUAUUACUUUUUCCAUCAUCGUUCGCGCUUGAAUAGCCUCACGAUAGCGUACCAAGUUCUCAUCAGUCGAAAUGGCAAUCUCUCUGUAUAAGUUCUUGCUCCAUGCCCUUCUCAUUGUCAUUCUCUCCCAACACACCUUUAUCUUCCCACGACCUCUCUCUGGCUUCAAGCUCUUGAAAUCUGUCAAUAUCUCUUCAAUAUCCCAGCCGCCACUCAUCACUCCUGUACCUAAACCAACAUCAACAAGCGGUUGCUCAAAAUGGCGCCCAAUCUCUUCCUCCUCGCAAAAAAGGCGGUCAGCCCCUGGAAAUGGUGCUCAUCUGAAUCGAAUUCGAGUCCGGACAGGCCCCAUCUGUAUUUUGGUAGAGAGCCAAUUACCGGAAUCUACGCAGUCUCUUCAAAAGGAAAUCGAUACCUAGUCGCCAUCAGACCGAAGCGGAAACCAGAUGUGGAUGGCAUAUUUCAGACGACGAGAAAUAACUCAGUGGGCGGCAAGCGCGACCUCGCUAAGUCACAUGUUGCUUCCAACACAAUGACUACCGAAUAUAUCCAAUCAACAGAGCUAUACAACGAAAGAGCCAAAACUAUCGUUCAGGUUACAGUUACGGAACUGCCAAGAGCUGUCAGUCCUUCUAGCACUACCUCAACAAGAAGCCGCACUAGCACGCACAAGUCGGAAAUCCAGUACAGCACAUACACCGAGUCGAGCUAUUCAACCUGUAGUAAAAAUCCAAUAGUUUCAUGCGACAAGUCCGUCAACAGCAAAGACUUCGUCAUGAACAAUACUGGCGUGUUACCUCACCAGAAAUCACCAUUCGGGAAAGACUGCCAUCGCUACAAGCGACAAUCACAGUCACCAAUCCGAUCAGCAAGGACCAAAAUCGGUCAAAUAGACCUUAAUGGUUAUCGCUUUCUCGCCAGACCACUCCUGGUGGAACAUAACAACAUCCUUGGUCGCUGGAUGUUCAGUUCCGAAGUAAAGGCCAGGACCAUGAGUGCUCCGAUGUGUAAAUCAGUUACAUGUAUGGAGACGGAUAUGAGACAUUGCGGAAAGACUGUACAGAGAGAGUUGUUUGUAUUAGAUGACGGGGUCUCUUGGGUUAUCGGAAAUGGGAAGCGUAAGACUCCGUAUAGGGGUGGAGAGUUUCUGUUUAAGUUAGAUAUGAUCGAUGAUGAGCUGGGACUUCCGAGACGUCAGACAGUGCAGGAGGUUGAGGAGAGUGGGCAUAUGUUGGCCGAGAGGCACGGAAAUUUCAUAGUGGGUGACGAUGACGUCGAUUAUGCGGCGCUGUUGAGAUACUUGGAUAUGCCUACUAUGGACAUUUGAUUUUGAAAAGAUUGAUGGUUCCUUUGAACGGGUCUCGGCAGAUGGAAAAGUGCGAGGUUUCGAUGAUUGAGAAUGCUUUGCUGCGCCAUUGAGAAUAGAGGAUAAGACAAGGCUUUUGGGAUAUUGGACCUAUUUACAGACUGUUAGAUGAUUUAGUAUGGUUCUUGUUCUGACAUGUUUCGAUGUCACGCAAUUUCCUUGGCACAUUCAAUAACAACAUCAAGCAUGAGCAAUACCUAGUUUCAUUAUUG